AAAUUCAGGGAACAAUUUCAGGAACAUCUUGAGCUUUGAUGCAAGGACACAGAAAAGAGAAACCACCUGUGUUCAGACUUUUUCUGUUCAGUGUUGAAGACUUCUCUUUAUAGAGAUUCUGUUUCUCUUUCUUUGACCAGUUUCCACAGAGCAGCCAUGCCUGAGUACAAGCUGGAGGUGACAACAGGUGACAUGAAACAUGGAGGAACAUUUGAUCACAUUCACCUCACCUUAUUUGGAAAGGACGGGCAGAGUGAGAGAACCGAGCUGGACAACUUUGGUAUCGACUUUACAACAGGGAAAGUGGGCACCUACAUCCUGAAAACCAGUUCAUCACUUGGUAAACUCCUGCUGAUCAAGGUUGAAAAGGACCCCUUUUUUAUUCUCCCAGAAGACGAGUGGUUCUGCUCCAAAAUAGUGGUGACGACUCCGGAGGGGGACGUUCUUCUUUUCCCCUGUUACAGAUGGAUCUCCAGGGGGGAGCUGGUGGAGCUGAGAGGAGGGAGAGCCAUGAAGGUUUUUGAGGACGACCAUCCCCUGCUGAUUGAGCACCGGAAACAAGAGCUGACGUCGAAAAAAAGCUUCUACCAAUGGAAGAUUUUGUCUGAAGGAUUGUCCCACAUCAACCAUUUCAAUAGUCCGUCAGAGCUCCCAGCUGAGGUCCGCUUCUCUGAGUCCAAAUCGACAGAAGUCAGCAAAACACAAAACAUAAUGGGUUUGGAACUAAAGAUCAAGGGGCUGCUGGGAUCCCCUGAAAAAUGGGAAAGCAUUGAUGAUAUGAAAAAAAUAUUCUGGUUCAAAAAGACAACAAUGUCAGAGUACGUUGCAGAGCAUUGGAAAGAAGACGACUUUUUUGGAUACCAGUUCCUGAAUUCUGUCAACCCAAACGUGAUCACGAGCUGCUCAGAGCUUCCCCAAAACUUUCCCGUGACGGACGAGAUGGUGAAGCAGUUCCUGGAAAAUGGAAACUCUCUGCAGAGUGAAAUCGAGAAAGGCAACAUAUUCCUCUAUGAUCAGAGGAUAAUGGAUGGUAUACCAACUAGACCCUAUGAUGGAGAACCUCUGCAUGUUGCUGCUGGUCUCUGUUUGUUAUACUUGAACCCUGAAAACAAACUGAAGCCCAUUGCAAUACAGCUGUCUCAACAACCGUCAGAUCAGAGCCCCAUCUUUCUGCCCAGUGACCUCGAGACAGAUUGGCUGCUGGCCAAGAUGUUUAUCAAAAAUGCAGAUGCGAUUGAUCACCAAGCGGUCCAGCACCUCAUGAAGACUCACUUUCUGUCGGAGGCCUAUGCUGUAGCCACCCUCCGCAGCUUCCCAGUCAUUCAUCCCAUCUACAAGCUGCUGUUUCCACACUUUCGGUACACUCUCCACAUAAACACUGGAGGCCGAACAUCUCUUUUUGGACCUGACGGGGCUUUAAGUAUUAGUUCCCUUGGAUAUGACGGGAUGACAGCGCUCAUGAGAAAGUCUCUCUCUGAGCUGACCUACAGCUCUCUCUGUCUGCCAGACAACAUCACUGCACGAGGCCUGGACUCCAUCCCCAAUUUCUACUGCAGAGACGACGGCCUGAAGUUGUGGAAAAUCAUCAACAGCUUUGUAAAGGCAGUCGUGGAGUACUACUACCCAUCAGACAGUGAGGUCAAAAAAGACACAGAACUGCAGGAAUGGAUAAGUGAGAUAUUCACACAUGGCGUCUUAGGAAACAACGCCUCAGGGUUUCCAUCUUGCUUUAAUACUGUUGAAGAAGUGAUCAAGUUUAUCACCAUGGUGAUCUUCACAGCUACAGCUCAACAUGCUGCAGUCAAUAGUGGACAGUAUGACUACAACUCGUGGAUACCCAAUGCCUCACUCCUGCUGCACAAACCUCCUCCGACCGCUAAGGGUCAGUCAAGCAUGGAGACUAUUUUGGAGACCCUUCCAGAUGUUGGAGAGACUGUCAGCUUUGUCGCAAUACUGUGGCUGCUUUCAGAGCAAUACACUGACGAGGUUCCCUUGGGUGCUUAUCCAGAAGAACGGUUCGAUGAACCUGCUGUUAAGAGGAUGAUUAAAGAAUUUCAGGGGGAGUUGUCCUACCUCGAUGAGGAAAUCACAGCAAGAAACUCAGAGCUUGAAAUACCUUACACAUAUCUGAUCCCUAGUCAGAUAGAAAACAGUGUAACUAUUUAGGAAAUGCAUGCAUAUCAUCAACUCCUCUCUGUCAAGUGGUGUGUUCACUACUGCAUUCAAGCAAGCUUGGGUCACCCCACAGGGCAGAAUGAGUCAUUUCAUUAUGCUUAAAAUAAAUGCAUAUGCAUUUUACAAUUAACAAAAUCCAAAUAAAGAUGGCCUGAUCUGUGUUAAUAUGUCUGUCCCCAACCUAUUUAUUCUUCAACUACAUGCAUUCUUAACCUUCUAAAAACAAUAGCCUAACACAU
Messenger RNA from Labrus mixtus (cuckoo wrasse), 2414 nucleotides. RefSeq names its product hydroperoxide isomerase ALOXE3-like. The transcript is spliced from 14 exons. Gene Ontology annotation, molecular function: protein binding; oxidoreductase activity, acting on single donors with incorporation of molecular oxygen, incorporation of two atoms of oxygen; iron ion binding. Gene Ontology annotation, biological process: linoleic acid metabolic process; lipid oxidation. The record is from RefSeq and is a predicted model, not a curated record. The coding region runs from base 157 to 2166 and encodes 669 amino acids. NCBI's taxonomy places the organism in Eukaryota, Metazoa, Chordata, Actinopteri, Labriformes, Labridae.